AUGAUGUUCAAGUCCAACAUCUUGGCUGCUCUCCUGGGAGCUUCCAUGGUCAACGCCCACAUGAUCAUGAGCACCCCGACCCCUUACGGCAAGGACAGUCUCAACAACUCGCCGCUGGCGGCAGAUGGCAGUGACUUCCCCUGCAAGCAGCGUGAUGGCGUCUAUGACGCCCCCUCCACCGAAACCAUCAUCGGCAUCGGCGAGUCCCACGCGCUGUCUUUCGAAGGCAGCGCCACCCACGGUGGCGGUUCCUGCCAGAUCAGUUUGACCGAGGACCUCAAGCCUUCCAAGUCCUCCAGCUGGAAGGUGAUCAAGUCGUUCGAGGGCGGCUGUCCCGCCAACGUCGAUGGCAACCUGGCCGAAGGCUCCGUCGAUCAGGCCCAGUUCAACUUCACCAUCCCCGACGGAAUUUCCUCUGGCAAGUACACCCUGGCCUGGACCUGGUUCAACCGUAUCGGCAACCGCGAAAUGUACAUGAACUGUGCCCCCAUCACUGUCAGUGGAAGCUCGUCCAAGCGCUCUGCCGAUGAACUCGAGAAGCGCGCCGACAGCUUCCCGCCCAUGUUUGUCGCCAAUGUCAACGGUUGCACCACCAAGGAGAGUGUCGAUAUCCGCUUCCCUCAGCCUGGUCAGUAUGUCGAGUACGACGGCAACCCCGAGAACCUCGCCCCUGAAGGCUCCGAUGCUUGCACUGGUACCGCCACCUUCGGUGGCUCUAGCGAUUCAAGCUCCGGCUCCAGCUCCAGCUCUGGUUCAGACUCUGGUUCUAGCUCUGGCUCCAGUUCUGGAUCCUCCGGCUCAUCUGGCUCUUCCUCCGCCGCUGCACAGAACACCCCGGCCGUUGUCGCCUCGUCUACUUUUGCAUCCGCCCCAGCUGCAACCGUCUCAACCGUCCCCGAUGUUGCCGGCCAGGUAGCCUCCAGUUCCGCUGCCCCCGCCCCCGUUGCGACUUCCUCCGGUUCCGAGUCCAGCUCCGGCUCUAGCUCCGGUUCCAGCUCCGGUUCGGGUACCUUGUCGGGUGCCUGCACCACCGAAGGCGAGUGGAACUGCGUCAGUGGCACCUCUUUCCAGCGCUGCGCUGGUGGCACCUGGUCUGCCUCUCAGCAGAUGGCAUCCGGCACUGAAUGUGGUGCUGGCCAAAGCAGCGAGCUCACUAUCACAGCCACCCGCAAGGCACGCCACGUGUCCAGCAUGCGCUUCCGCAAGCGCAACAUUGGCUCCCACCAUGCUUGA
Molecule: messenger RNA, 1233 nt
Organism: Penicillium brevicompactum
Lineage: Eukaryota; Fungi; Ascomycota; Eurotiomycetes; Eurotiales; Aspergillaceae
Product: lytic polysaccharide monooxygenase AA11 family protein
Exons: 1
Coding region: 1-1233 (410 amino acids)
Source: RefSeq, a predicted model, not a curated record